This is a messenger RNA of Salmo salar (Atlantic salmon), 1525 nucleotides long. NCBI's taxonomy places the organism in Eukaryota, Metazoa, Chordata, Actinopteri, Salmoniformes, Salmonidae. The record is from RefSeq and is a predicted model, not a curated record.
CACAGCACGUGACAUUGUUGUUUACAAAGGUAUCUACUAGGUAGCGUAAACCCGCUAGGCUGAAGCUGACAGACGGUUCAACAUUUCUUUGAUAAAACAAACAGCUAGACUUUUAUUGCCCUCUCCAAUAUGUCCAAACUACAGUUGUUGAAUGUAUUCGUCACCGAGCGUUUAUCGGCAGCUGCUGUGGAUAUAUUCGGGGCCGUAGAGAAGACUAUAGCUGAGUAUCGGGAAGAAAUCUUCCGUUCAGCAGAGGAGAACGAGCGUCUACGGAGGGAGACGGACAUGAUUAUCAAAUCGGAGAUACAGUUAUACAGAACAGAUUUCCAGCCACUGACUCCUGCCGUUCCCCCUGAAAAUCAGAACUGUGAGCAGGAAUGGAGCCCCAGUCUGGGGCAGGAUGACCCAGAACCCACACAGAUUAAAGAGGAACAACAGGAGCUCAGACUCAGUCAGGAGGACCCACCUCAGCCCUCACAUCUUUACCUAAACCAAACUGUGGAUGAUGGAGAGAGGAACGCUCUACCUAUCAUCAUAACUGAAGAGAUCAGAACAGAACCUGAUGUAGAGGGCUACAGAGUAGCACAACCAACCAGUGAUCAGCCUCUCUCAGUUCAUCCAGACUGCUCUGCUACACUGGAAAAACCAUAUUGGUGUAAACAAUGUGGCAAAAGCUUUACACGUAAGGGAAACUUGACCUUGCAUUUAAAGAUACACACAGGAGAGAAACCUUUUCUGUGCAAACAAUGUGGCAAAAGGUUUAACCAGAAUAGCAACUUGACCAUCCACACAAGGAUACACACAGGAGAGAAUCCCUAUCAGUGCAAACAAUGUGGCAAAAGGUUUAACCAUAAGAGCAACUUGACCAUCCACACAAGGAUACACACAGGAGAGAAUCCGUAUCAAUGGAAAGCUAUUUAAGACUUCAUCAGCGUGUUCACACGGGAGAAAUCUUACCAGUGCAAAUAAUGUGGCAAAAGCUUUGGUCAUAAACAGCCAUACAUCACAUUUGAGCACUCACAUUAAAGGGCAUACAUUAUAUUACUGCAGUGAGUACAGCAAAAGCUUCAGCCUGAAGUGAAAGUGAAAGUGAAAACAACUAAUUAUACUUUGUAUCAUUGUGGAUUUCUUUUCACAUCCAACUUGUAAAUUGAUGUUAUGUUCUGUUUUCUGGCACUUGAUGACAAAACAAAUUGAGUUGUGAAAAUCAGUGUGAAAAUCAUCAGUCAGUAUUAGAUUUCUUAGCUGAAACUAGCUCUCACUUUCAGAGACCUACAGUGCAUUCGGGAAGUAUUCAGACCCCUUGACUUUUUCCAUUUAGUUUUUUUCCCUCAUCAAUCUACACACAAUACCCCAUAAUGACAAAGCAAAAACAGUUUUUUCAAAAUUUUAGCAAAUGGAUCUCUCUGUACUUUGCUCUGUUCAUCUUUCCCUCGAUCCUGACUAGUCUCCCAGUCCCUGCCACUGAAAAACAUCCCCACAGCAUGAUGCUGCCACCACCAUGCUUCACCGUAGGGAUGGUGCC